AUACGUGCUUUCCUAGAGUACGGUUAACAUGAAGGUGGCACUAGUUUUGGGAUGUCUGGUGGCACUCGUGGUGGUAGCGAGCGCCCGAGACCUGAGAGAGAAGCGUGAUGCCGAUCUCGAAGCAGCGGCCUCCGGAAAACACGAGAAGGGCGGUGGCAAGGAGCACCACGCCCAUCACCACCACGAUCAUGGCGGCAAGGGACAUAAGGGCUACAAGGGCCACCAUCAUCACGAACACGGCAAAAAGGGACAUCACCACCACGAAGGCCACAAAGGUCAUCACGAAGGCCACGGAGGCCACAAGAAACACCAUCACCACGACGAUGGCCACCAUCAUGAACACCAUCACGGUGAAAAGGGUGAAAAGGGCCAUGGUUUCGAAGAAAAAGGACACUAUCACAAAGGUCAUUCCACUAAAGGUCACCAUGGAGUACAUAAAGUAGACGAAUUCAAGAAGGAUAAGCAUUUCCAUCAUAAGCACGGUGAAUCUGGCUACGAAGAAGGACAUGGAGGACAUCACCACGAGCAUGGACAUAAGAAGGGAGGUCAUUUCCACAAGGGUCACAAGCAUGGCGGCCAUCACGAACACGAGCACGGCGAGAAGGGUCACCAUGAAAAGGGUGGACACCAUCACGAUCACAAAGGUCACCACGACGAAGGCGGCCACCACGAGCAUCACCAUCACCAUCAUGACCAUGGAAAGAAAGGAGGCCAUGAACAUCACAAACAUUGGGGAUUUAAGAAAGGACAUUAAAUCAUCCUUAUUGUUAAAUAA
Molecule: messenger RNA, 775 nt
Organism: Papilio machaon (common yellow swallowtail)
Lineage: Eukaryota; Metazoa; Arthropoda; Insecta; Lepidoptera; Papilionidae
Product: histidine-rich glycoprotein-like
Exons: 1
Coding region: 29-754 (241 amino acids)
Source: RefSeq, a predicted model, not a curated record